UAUGGCAGUGAAUAUCUGGCCUGUGUGGGUAUUUAAUUUACUCAUCUUGAGUGAAAAUUUACUUGAUUGUAUAAUGAACAACAAGAUUGUCGUGUAGAAACACAUAUGAUAGUUGCUUAGCCACUGAAGGAUUACUGUAACCGGUGUACGUUAUCCGUUGAAGAUGUCGGCGUCGGAGGGAAACAAAAACACGAAUACGGAACCGUGGGGCGGUUUCGAUGACAACAUUAUCCAGGGGAGUGGGUCGGCGGUGAUAGACAUGGAGAACAUGGAUGACACCUCUGGCUCCAGUUUUGAAGACAUGGGGGAGAUGCACCAACGCAUGAAGGAGGAGGAGGAGGUGGCAGCGGAGGCAGCCGCAACUGAGGACGAGGACGGAGAGUUCCUUGGCAUGAAGGGUCUCAAAGGGCAGUUAGGCAGACAGGUCGCUGAUGAGGUGUGGCAAGCUGGGAAAAGACAGGCUUCAAAAGCAUUUAAUCUCUAUGCCAACAUCGACAUUCUGCGACCAUAUUUUGAUGUGGAGCCUGUUCAGGUCAGAAACAGGCUAAUUGAGUCAAUGAUUCCAGUCCGAAUGAUCAACUUUCCACAGAAAGUAGCUGGUGAGCUUUACGGUCCAAUGAUGCUGGUGUUUACCAUGGUGGCUAUCCUCCUGCAUGGCAUGAAGACCUCGGGAACAGUCAUUAGGGAGGGUACACUCAUGGGUACUGCCAUUGGAACCUGCUUUGGCUACUGGCUGGGAGUGUCAUCCUUCAUCUAUUUCUUAGCCUACCUGUGCAACGCCCAGAUCACCAUGCUGCAGAUGUUGUCUUUGCUGGGUUAUGGUCUCUUCGGCCACUGUGUGGUCCUUUUCGUCACUUACAACGUCCACUUCCAUUCCCUCUUCUACCUUCUGUGGCUCGUUAUUGGUGGACUCUCAACGCUUCGGAUGGUUGCAGUACUGAUCUCUCGCACGGUGGGUCAGACACCCCGUCUUAUCCUCUGUGGCUCCCUGGCUGCGCUGCACAUGCUUUUCCUGCUCUAUCUGCACUUUGCCUACCACAAGAUGGUUGAAGGUAUCCUGGACACCUUAGAAGGACCCAAUAUUCCCCCCAUCCAGAGAGUGGCCAGGGAUCUUCCUAAUUUGGCCUCCAGUGUCGUGAACGCCACAGUGAAGUCCCUCGCUGCAGCUGCACACUCACAGUGAUUGUACAGUAAACAUCCAAGAUGCCAUUACAGGUCAAUAACAUCGCGUUGAGUGUAAUUGAACCGGGCAGGAUGAAGCCGAAGGGAAUGCGCACUCAGCAACUGACC
Chanos chanos (milkfish) is the source of this 1290-nucleotide messenger RNA. RefSeq names its product Yip1 domain family, member 3 (gene yipf3). Bases 164 to 1183 code for a protein of 339 amino acids. The transcript is spliced from 9 exons. NCBI's taxonomy places the organism in Eukaryota, Metazoa, Chordata, Actinopteri, Gonorynchiformes, Chanidae. Gene Ontology annotation, cellular component: Golgi apparatus. The record is from RefSeq and is a predicted model, not a curated record.